Messenger RNA from Durusdinium trenchii, 468 nucleotides. Lineage: Eukaryota; Dinophyceae; Suessiales; Symbiodiniaceae. The record is from the annotation of a GenBank genome assembly.
AUGGACAUGAAUCCCAACGGUGUUGCGUGCAUGGGACCUCCAUGUAGCAGCUGGGGUCUACCAGCACGGGGCACCAGCCAAAGAACCGUGAUGAACAUCUAUGGGAACAUCUUCUCACAUUGGGUGAGAAGCAAUACAGCCAUUGUAUCCAGGGCUGUGCUUCUGAUUCUGGUACUCCUCGCCAACAACUGCCUCUUCAUCUUGGAGCAGCCACGUCAGAGCCUGCUCAGUUCGCACCGGCGGUUCAACUGGUUGGUGAACUAUGUUGCUUACGUAUGUUCUUCGACCUUUUGGAUGCAGAAACACGGCCAUCCAUCACCAAAGCCAACAGUUUGCUACAGCAACAUGCCGGAGAUCUACAAGCUAGACUUGGGCAAGCUGACUAAAGUAGAACGGCUUGAGAACACAACGCUUAAGACCACAAGACUCUUUGAUGAAUUCUAUUGGCUUUUUGGAGUGGGGGCUUGA